CACUAAUCAAAUCAAAUCAAAUCAAAUCAAAUCAUCCGCAUCCAUCCUCAUUCCUCCAGUCUUCAAUUCAAACGUCUUCUCUCCCACCGCGAUACGAAGAGGAAACCGAAUCUACAUGAGCUUCGAAUUCCACCGAUCGAAAUCAACCAAAUUUCCAAUCGGAGUCAGCUGAGUUCGAAUUGAUGCUGCUGAGAACCGUCAAUUCAGGUUAUUAUCAUCUCCUAAUUUGGCUCGCCGGCGAAUAUUCGACGCCUAUAUGGGCAGUUUUGAUCGCCGGAACGUUUGUCGUCGUCACUCUCACCCUCUCCAUCUACCUCAUGUUCGAGCAUCUUUCCGCCUACAAGAAUCCCGAGGAGCAAAAGUUUUUGUUAGGAGUGAUACUAAUGGUGCCAUGCUAUGCUGUUGAAUCAUUUGUCUCAAUGGUACACCCAGCAAUUAGUGUUUAUGUUGGGAUUGCACGUGAUUUCUACGAGUCCUUUGCCAUGUAUUGCUUUUGGAGGUAUCUAAUUGCUUGUUUAGGCGGAGAAGAGGGGGCAAUUGAGUUUAUGAGAAGGGAAGGACGAGCAGGUAUGAAAGCACCCCUACUAGAUGAUCAUGGUCAUGAAAGGGGAAUCGUAAAGCAUCCUUUUCCACUGAAUUAUAUCUUGAAGCCUUGGAAACUUGAUCAGUGGGUUUAUCAGGUUAUGAGGAUUGGAAUUGUUCAGUAUAUGAUAAUAAAAGCAUUUACCGCUAUUUCAGCAGUAAUUCUCGAAGCUUUUGAUGUGUAUUGUGAAGGCGACUUCAAAUGGAACUGUGGGUACCCUUAUAUGGCCGUGGUUUUAAAUUUCAGUCAAUCGUGGGCUUUGUAUUGCUUGGUUCAUUUUUAUGCCAUCACAAAAACUGAAUUGGCACACAUUAAACCACUGUAUAAGUUUUUGACAUUCAAGUCAAUUGUGUUCUUAACUUGGUGGCAAGGUGUGGCAAUUGCUCUAUUCUACACUGUUGGCUUAUUUAAAAGUCCGAUAGCUGAGUCAUUGGAAUUUAAAUCAAGUGUUCAGGACUUCAUCAUCUGCAUAGAGAUGGGUCUUGCUUCUGCAGUUCACCUUUAUGUUUUUCCGGCAAAGCCUUAUGAGUUAAUGGGAGAUCUCUUUUCUGGAAGUGUUGCAGUCCUAGGAGAUUAUGCAUCCGUGGAUUGUCAGCUGGACCCUGAUGAGGUUAGGGAUAGCCAACGUCCCACAAAGCUGCGCCUUCCUCAACCCGACUAUGAAGCCAGGAGUGGAAUGACCAUCAGAGAGAGCGUUAAGGAUGUCUUACUCGGUGGUGGUGAAUAUAUUGUGAAUGAUGUGAAGUUCACAGUCACUCAAGCAGUAGAGCCAGUAGAGAAAGGAAUCACUAAAAUCAACCAAAAGUGGCAUAAGAUCUCCGAGAACAUAAAGAAGGAAAGGACAACCAAGGACGACACCUGCAUUUCCUCGUUGGCACAGCCAGUGAUCCGUGGAAUCGACGAUCCCCUCCUAAUUGGGAGCUUCAGUGACAGCAGUAGUAGCUCAAGGAAGAAGAAGCACCGAAACAAAUCCGGGUACACCAGCGCAGAGAGUGGCAACGAAAGCAUCAUCGACACUACGUUUGGUGGUUACAAGACUCACGGCCGUCGCUGGCUUGUCAAAGAUUAGUGAACGAGGAUUAGACCGAUUGAAUUUUCGGUGAGCCAGCAACGUACCACCACAACAAUUGUAGUUCUGAUGGCUGGGACGAUGCUGUUUUGUAUCUGGUGCUUGAUGAUCAGAGCAUCUAUUGCAAAAAGGCAGUAGAUUUUCUCCUAUGUUUGAAAUUAUUGUAUAGACAAGAAAAAAAUGAAAAACCUCUUCUAUUUGCCACUCUACAUAGAGAAGAAACCAUUGUUUGGUCAUGAAAAUUUUAAUUUCUUUGUACAAUAAGUAGAAUAAGUAAUUCCAUAUGGGUGACGUAAUGAUCCUAUUUUUCAUGAGGAAAUUAUGUGUUCUACUUGUAAAUUUGAUCAUGUCUUCAGUGUAUUAAUAAUCAACUCAGUAUGAUUUACUAA
Messenger RNA from Salvia splendens (bonfire salvia), 2041 nucleotides. RefSeq names its product protein LAZ1. The transcript has 8 exons. The coding region runs from base 183 to 1652 and encodes 489 amino acids. Lineage: Eukaryota; Viridiplantae; Streptophyta; Magnoliopsida; Lamiales; Lamiaceae. The record is from RefSeq and is a predicted model, not a curated record.